Molecule: messenger RNA, 8508 nt
Organism: Porites evermanni
Lineage: Eukaryota; Metazoa; Cnidaria; Anthozoa; Scleractinia; Poritidae
Source: the annotation of a GenBank genome assembly
CUUGAACAGGUGUCAGGCUUUCUAGCUCAAGUUUCAGGCAUAUCAGAGGUGUUAGCUCGAGACCAGAUGAAAGUGGCGUUCUUUGGCCGUACCAGUAAUGGUAAAAGUACUGCAGUGAAUGCUAUGCUACAAGACAAGAUAUUACCAAUGGGUAUUGGCCACACUACAAACUGUUUCUUGAGUGUUCAUGGUUCAGAUUUACCUGAUGCUUACAUUUUAACACCAGAGAGUAAUGAUAAGAGGAAUGUUAAGGUAUGUCAUCAAGGAGGGGGACACUGGAGAUACAUCUGCCCACUACAGUAAAAAUGCGUGACUAAGAACCUGUAAUGUAGCCUAAAUGGGUUCUUACAUAAACGGUAAUUAGCACAAAUAUAGGCUAUUUACAUGUGGGUUCUUAGAUAGAUUCUUAUUUUCUGAAAGAAAAAAUAUAGUAUCAUAGUAGUUUAGUAAAAUCUAACUAGGUGUGUAUUAUCAAUGCUACGUUCUGAUUGGUUGAGCUAUUACUAGGCUAUAUAUUAUAGCCCACUAGUAGGGCAAAGUGCCGGCUUUUUGGCAGCAGAAAAGGCUUAAGUCUAGCUUUAACUAGCUAAAGUUGUUUUGUCUUGAUAUUUUUGACCAACUAGUUGGAUUUUACUAAAACAAUUAUUCCUUUUGCCCUCAUGGCCUCUGAGUAAAUAGCCCAUUUGGCCUUCGGCCUCAUGGGCUAUUGACUCAGAGCCGAUUCAGGCUCGAGGAAUAAUUGUUAUUGUGGUAUUCAGGUUAUUCCUUAAAUAGAAUCUGCACAUCAGUACAUUGCAGUUGGAGUGAUAAGGCACCUAUGUUGCCAAUAGAUCCUGGAGGUUGAUUUAUCUUAUUUGCACAAGAUUUUAGAAAAGAACCCGUUUCAAAUUUUAGGCUGAAUAGGUUCAUGUAUAGAGGGAGGCUUAAUGGUCAAUCUACCCUAACAGGUUCUUAAAAACCAGGUUCUUAGUCACAAAUUUUUCUGUAACCCACUACUCUGACCUUUCUGAGGAAAUAUGUAACCCUCGAGAAAACUUCUUAGGAGAUGGGUUAGGGUUCAUCUGGAGAAAACUGUGUACACAUACCUCUGGAAAAUUUAUAGCUAAUGUUUUGAAUUACAUUAAACUGCUAGACAUUAAUAGGCUCUUAAUUAGUUAGAGUCAAAAGCUGUGAUAUUUUUUUUUAAAUCUAAAAUUACUUCUCAAGUUCAUGAGUUAUGUCUUUAUUUUAUAAACGUCAUUUCCAAGCAAAGAGUAUGUUACAGGUCAAAAGUGAUUUCAGGUGAAAGUUUUUCAACCUAGGGUGACUCUCAAUUUUCUUUGUCUCCUAGAGCUUCAGUGGUAGGGGACAAAGGAAAUUGAAAAUCAACCUACAGCUGAAGGUUAAUUCAAAAUGAAUCUGAAAUCAAAUUUUACCUGUAAUUUGACCUGCUUGUUUAAACAAGUAACUGCCUAGACAGGUCAGACCCAUCAGGGCGAAGGUCUAUGAGUUCAAUACUGUGAAUAUGUUGUUGCCUCUUAACAGUCUUUAUCUCAACUGGCUCAUGCCUUGUGUGAUGAAAAACUGGAACACAGUAGCCUUGUUCAAGUGUUCUGGCCAAAAUCAAGGUUUGUUGGUAAUAAAGUGUACAUAGAUUGUACUUGACAUACUGUCCACACUACAGGUAUAAUAAUAUUGUGGCCAAAUGUUUUCCUUGGUUUGUCAUGUUAUUGUUUUUUUUGUGUGUGUGUCUUUUAUUUAUUUAUUGUCUUUUAUUAAUGUAGUUGUACCAAUACAACUUUCAGAUGUAAAAUGUUGUCCGAAGAUGUUGUGCUGGUUGACAGGUGAGAAUUUAAAAGCUGAGGAAAAAAACAUUUUAUUAACAUUCAUUGUUAUUUUAAUAAUAUAAGAAAAAAGUCAAACGUUGUUGUCAGGAACUUACAGUGUACUUACUUCAUAUCUGCUUUGUCCUGGCUGGAACGAACAGUGCAAUCAUAUCCUGCCAGCCACUGAACUUUGUCCCAUGCUUUAUUCACAGACUCUAACUUUAUGAUAGCUUAAAAUUUCUGUGGCAAUAAAUAAUAAGUAAAUAAUACCAAACUCAAUAAUAUUCACUGUGUGCAAUAAAAAACCUUUGAAUAAUUUCUGUUCUUUAGUAUACAUUGUACCAUGUUCUAUGUUAUCUCCAUUAUUAAUGUUAUUUUUUUUAUCUUAAGAGAAGAAGCUGGUUAAUGUCAUCACUUCAUUUACUGUGCCUUUCACCAUCUUUUAAAACCAGAAAUAGCUUAUAUGCCACACUUAGAAACAUGACUGGUUUUUCUAGCUCCAAUAAAAACGUAAACAGUAAUAAACUCUGCUUGCCUUUUAGUCCUGGAAUUGAUGUCAGCCCUGAUCUAGACCUGUGGAUUGAUAAGCACUGUCUGGAUGCGGAUGUGUUUGUGCUGGUUGCUAAUGCUGAGUCCACUCUCAUGGUUACCGUAAGUUUGAACAGAAUACACUUAUUAGGUUACAAAUCAGAUGCACACAGUGAUUACAGGUCUUAGUAUUUCCACCCCAACUUGCUGUUAUCCUGAGAACUUCAAAUAUGUAGAUACGUCUAUAAUUAUUUUAUAAUUUUAUGUUCUUCAAAUCAGUGGGUCUUUUUAGAAGUGGGUGGGGGGACCAGGGCACCUCGACACUCCCAUCUGCUGCGAGACUGCAUUACGACUUUUUCUUGUUACGAUACACAGGGCUGUCACUGAGAGCUGGGGGCGGGGGAUUUCCCGUGGCUGUUAUGAGUGUGGCCCCAGGCUACUUUUCCUGGAAAAUAGAAGAAAAAUAGAAUCAAAAGAAAUCCCUAGCUGUUUGAUUCCCUGCCAAUUCUUUAUACCUGGCAACUUGAAAUCAUAGUGGCAUCCCUGCCAUACACCUUUUGCUAGACAACCAGGAAGUAACUUUUCACCCACACGAUAAUAUUGAUCAUUAAUUUUAUUUUAUUAUGGGUUGAUUGAUUGAUUUUUUUUAAUGCAUCUUGCUUUAUCUCGGAUCUGUUAAAUAUUAUUAUCUGAGACAAAGGCACAAGAAUGUCGUGAAAUAUUAUUUUCAAACCAAAGAGAAAUUUUAACUGCAACAUACUACAGUAUCAAUAGUUAGAUCUAUUUGCCCAAUAAUACCUAAUUUUUUGCCCAAGAACAUUUGAUAGAUAGAUGGAUAGAUAGAUAGUUGAUUCACCUUAACAACUUGAAGGAGAAGGCUCCUGAAUUACAACAAGGUUUACAAAACAAUUAAAGAAAGGUGUUCAUAAAUUGCCAUCUUAAGAACUAUUUUAGAAUUACAAUGUACUUUAGUCAAACUCUUUGCAAGUGCCCCUCUCUGCACAGAACCAGAGUCAUAUCUUUUGCUUAUUGUUUUGUAGGAAAAGAAUUUCUUUCACAAAGUCAAUCAACGGCUGUCACGUCCAAACAUCUUCAUCCUUAACAACAGAUGGGAUGCAUCGGCAUCGGAACCAGACACAAUGGAACUGGUCAGUAUCAUUAGUAAAGGACACUUUACAUAAGACUGAGCACUUUAAGCAGUCUCCCCUCAUGUUUCCUUCAAAAUGCAACCCUCCUACAUUGUAGGUAAAAUAAUUUAGUGGCUAGUUGGCAGCCAUCUCUUUGGGUUGCAGCCAAGAGAAUCAGAUCAUAUUUCAGUAGAACUGAUUAAUUUUUUUGUUUCUUUACGAACCAAUAAUUCUCUCGGGUUACCAACUUAUUGACUAUUAAUUUUUCAAAUCAAGUUGGCGCUACCAACAUUUUAGUUGCCAUGGUGACUAAGAUUUUUGCAACUUACGGUGUUGCAAAAAAUGUUUGAAAAACAAAUAUCUGUACAUCUCUCCCCAGCUGAGGAUUUUUUUGUUUUGAACUCUCUCUCCUCCCUGGAAAUUUCAGUUCAGGUUUAUACAUCCCUUUUAAAAUUUUGGCCUUUAAGACCCUCCUCCCCCUUGGAGUUUUCAGUGAUCCCUCUUGGGGUUGAUAGUAGAGAGCUUAAGCAACAACAAUGGUGACGGCUACGAAAACGUCACUUAAAAAGUGAAUUCGCACUGCUUCAAACUUUAUCGCACUUAUUCCAUCUCAUUUACUUCAUCAAAUGUUGGCAAAUGUUUUUGGGGUUGAAUUCUAAAGGACUGUAUCAAACUUCAGGAAAGGAAAAAGAAAGUUGUUGUCUUGUGUUCCCAUCUUUGACAAAAAGUAAAUUGAGGCACUUUCACAUUGUAGUCGUGCAACAAAAGCAAAGGAAUUUACAAAAAAAGUGGCAAAUUGUUGUUUUGCUAAUCUAAACCCAUUGCUUUUUGGUGUUCUUGUUGCUGUCGCCGUCAGUAUUGCUUAAGCUCCCUAAUGUUCUGUCACUAUGAUGCCAUUUUUGCGCAAAGUUUUGUAAAUUUAACCGUAAUUUUGUCACUGUACAUGUAUCCUUUUUGUUCCCUUUGAUGUAGGUGAAAAAUCAACAUCUUGAAAGGAACAUUAGUUUCUUGGUUGAUGAGCUGAAGUGUGUUGACAGAGCUCAGGCUGAGGAUAGGGUGUUCUUUGUCUCUGCCAAAGAGGUACCAGUAGCACAAAAUAUUAAUUCGAUGAAUAUGCCAUUGUUAUUGAUGUUGACAUGAAAACAACUCUGCAAAAUUAUUACUAGGACAGGUUUCAAGUAACAUGGAAUACCAUACAAAAGUGGGUAUUGUGCUAAAUAAGAGAUCCCCCCCCCCCAAAAAAGAAAGAAACAGGCAAAAAAUUAAAAUGGUUGUCUGGGUGAAGUUCAAAGCCAAAUGAAAAAAACUCUGUUAGUUUGAUAAUAUCAGCGGGCAGGCUUUUGGCAGUCACUGAUUGUCCUUGGCCAAUAGCUCUACCUGUUCACAUCACAUAUAGUGAGGCCGAUGCAUUUUACAGAUUUUUUUCUUUUGUUGUAGACAUUGAUGACAAGAAUGCAGAAACAUCAAGGAAUGCCCCAAGGAGGUACGCAUAAUCAAUAAUAUUCACUUGAAAUGUAGCUGUGUGUCAGUGUGAUUUUCAAGGGAUUAACAGUAGAGGUUUUGGGCGCCGAGCUGUUGCUCUUACUUGAGGUUGACAGCCUUGUUCAAUAUUACAGUAUAGCAAGUAUUUUGUGUGAGUGCUUGGUCCUAGGUUUGCAUGUUUGCCACUGAAUGCAAUAAUUGUUAAAUUAGCCUGGGACCAGGCUCCACAGUGGGGGAAAAAGGGAAAAAAUAGGGUCAAAUAGAAAAAAUAUAGGCGACUGAAGUGAGCCAAGCGGUGGACCCCACCCUUUCUCCUCCCCAGACUACCUCUCAGCUGGCUUCGCUUGCCAAUUCUUUUUUUUUCGCCCACGUGAUUUUUUUCUCCUUUUUCUCCCAAUGUGGGGCCUGGUUCCAGGCUAGCUCUUAAUGAAAUGAAGUAAAACAGGUUUGUAAGCUUCAGGCACUCUGCUGCACAUGUAUGCUGCUUGAACAGUAACAAGCAAAUAUUAUCCUUGUAUAUAUUAUCUGCUAAAAUGUAAAUAAGGCAUUAUGUCUUUGUAAGACUCCAUUGACUAUUUUCGAAUCCCCCAUAAUACACUCUGUCUGCCCCCCAAAUUUUGCAUAACUUAUUGUCUUAAAAUGCUCUUGGGAAAAUGCAAUACUCCCAGGAGCAUUUAAAAACAAUGGUUUAUGCAAAAUUUGGGGGGCAAACAGAGUGUAUUAUGGGGAAUUCGAAAAUAGAGAAUAGAUUCACAUGUAAAAUGUUUUACUUGUAGGAGGUGCUAUACAUGUUGAAGGAUUCCCUGCAAGACAACUUGAGUUUGAAAACUUUGAGCGCAAGUUUGAGGUAAAAUGUUGUGACUUUAACAGUAUCGUCAAAUGACAAAUUUGCAAAUGACAAAAUUCAUAGUAUACUUUUGCGGAAGGGUUUUUAUCAUGGAAUAGAGGUCUGUGAUUUGAACCAAUUGAUCCAGAAAAAAUAAUGUUUUUUUUAUCUGGUUGAGAAGGACAUGAAGCUGUCUAGUUUUCCAUCACGUAGAACCAAUGAAUGGUAUUGUUGUAUUACCAAAAGGGGAAAUGUAAUUAUACAACAAUGCUUGACUUUAAAACACUGAGAGCCUGUUUACAAGGAAAGAGGGUAACCCUUGCACAAGGGUUACCCCAGCAAGCACGUUAACGUUAGCUCUACCCUUGGUACCUGAGGUUGUUUCUUGUGUGUGGUGAUUGAGUGUGGCGGAGAUACUUCAGGGUUGUCCACAGGCCAACACAUCUGUGAAUAACUGACUAAAACUGCAAACCUUGCAUGAAAAGUCUCUGGCAUUAGGGUGCGAUAGCUCUGGUCUAUGUUGCAAGGGUAACUCUUACGCCGUGGUUACCCUCCCUCCUUGUAAACACGUCCUAAGAUUUAAUUUUUCUACUACCUCACAGGAGUGUAUUUCCAAAUCAGCCAUCCAAACCAAGUUUGAAUCUCAUGCUGUCAGUGGACUCAAGGUUGCUCAAACAGUAAAGGUGAUCAUGGAGCAAAUUGUUGGUUGCGCUUUCCAGCAGAGGUUAGCUACCUUUUAUCUCUUGGGGUUGUUCUUUUGCAAUAAUUACAGUUGAACCUCCAUUAAGUGGGCAUAUAUCAAGAGGCAACCCUCUAUUAAGCGGCCGGUAACCAAAGUCCAGGAAUAAUUGUAGGAAAAAAUGGGAAAUUCAACCUCUAUUAACCCUUGGGCAUACAAGGCGGAGUUGGGGGGGAGGGAGGUGAUUGCCACCCCCUAAGGUUUUUCUGAUUGUUUCCCUAGAAGAUAAAACAUUCAGCACCUGAAGUUUUCUGUGGGUGUUUGUUUACCCCUUGUGUCAGGAGCCUAAGCUCCUGCUUGCAUGCAUUCUGAGACAAGUUUAGUGAUGGUCAGUCACUAUGAUUACGAUAGUAGCAGGUGGUCAAGCCCUUUCUGAGUGAAAAUGCAUGUUUUUUCAACUUUUUUCAACAACAAAAGUAAAAAAUCAUUUCGAAAUAUUUACUGCAACAUAUCAAAGCCUCAAGGGGGGUCCAUCAACUCCCCCCCCCCCGCACCACAGUGGGGGUAUGACUGACUUUAAGCGUACAUCCUAGGGUUAAGCGGCCGCGGCUACCUUUUGGCCAUCCCAAUGAGAGUUCUCACACUUUUGUCACCUCUGUGAAGCAGCUAUCAAGUGCUUGAUAUUUUUAGUUUGGCUUCAUUUCAAGAAUUUGAUGAAAGAAAAUACUGUUCGAGAUGGGAGCUGACGUUUGUGGACCAGUAAUACUUCUCCUGUCGUUCGUUUGUUUCGCAAUAAAGUGAUGUUUCUGCUAAUGAUUAUGCUAAUAUAUGGUAAACCCAUAUUAAGUGGCCAACCUCCAUUGAGCAACCAUUCGCAGGUACCCGGAGGGGGGCUGUUUAAUGGCGAUUCAACGGUAUUUUCAUAAGACCCAGUUCACAAAGGACUUGUGAUUACAGAACUCCCUUGUAGUCCUUUAUUCCACAACGAUGAAUUAAGCAACUAUAGCUGUCUGUAAUUAACACAAUGUGUUUGUCAGUUCAUUGUUUCUUAGGGCCUGUUUACAUGGAGGUGGGAGACCCUAGGUAGGUGAGGUAACAUGUGACGGGUCACCCCACCUAUCAUGUAAACGUGAUCAAAUCAAAAUGAGAGAUUAUAUGGACAGGCGGGUUACCCCACCUAAGCGGGUUACCUCACCUACCUGGGGUCCCCCACCUCCAUGUAAACAGGCCCGAAGAUGAUUACCUCCACCAAUUAAUUCUACAUUUGCAAACUCAUAAGUAUGUUAUUCACUUUUGGUGACCUCGUUGUUAGGGAUUGCUAAAUCCUGUUUGAGGUUUCCCCCUGUUUUUUAAAUACAUUAGUUCCUUGUAGUUUUUUCGUAACUGAAAAGUUAUUAAAGUUAAAGUUAAAAUAUAAUGUUUUACUACCCAGCAUCUGCUCCCAGUAUUAUAAUCCUGAUAUGACCCAAGAUCACCAGGUGUAAAUUAAGAGUCUUUUUAUUGCACAGAACAAGACUUGAAAAAGCCAAGAAAGAGCAAGAGGAUCGCCUGGAAUAUAUCAAGGAGCAGUUAGAGAUGUACAGUCACGAUGCCAAGAGGCACAUCAAGGAAAUCACCACCAAAGUGGAAGGACAGGUGAACUAUAAUGUAACUUUGAAUUUGGAAGCUUGAGCAGAGGCGUUUUUUGAGCGAAGCACGUCACGUGGAAAUGGCGCUCCUUCCCCGACGUUUGCGAAACGUCUUGUGGACGAAACGGCGAUGAAUAGAUCAGUCUACAGAGCUGCUGCCGGGUAUAACCAAGUGUUUAUAGAGGCACAUUAAUCCUUGAACUGUUUGUAAAUAAAAGGCUCACGUGUACAGUUGUAUGAAUAAACUUUCAGUGUAUAACAUACAUAUUAGUAUAAAAUAUCUAACUUAUAUCCGUUGCCAUAACUGUAGGUAACAGAGGCUAUGACGGAAGAGAUUGGGCGAUUAGGAUUGCUUGUGAAUGAGUUUGAUCAUCCUUUUCACCCUCAUCCUGGCUUUCUUAAAACUUACAAAAAGGUUCGUUGUGUGGUUUAA